This is a messenger RNA of Closterium sp. NIES-65, 1206 nucleotides long. The record is from the annotation of a GenBank genome assembly. Lineage: Eukaryota; Viridiplantae; Streptophyta; Zygnematophyceae; Desmidiales; Closteriaceae.
AUGUCCAAUUCCUUUCUUCCCCCCAUCCCCUUCCCUGCUUCUCCCCAUCCCCUUCCCUUCUUCCCCCCAUCCCCGUCCUUGCUUCCCCAAGUUCCCUUCCCUACUUCCCCCCAUCCCCUUCCCUUCUUCCCCCUAUACCUUUACUUGCUUCCCCCCAUCUCCUUCCCUGCUUCCUCCCAUCCCUUCCCUUCUUCCCCCCAUCCCAUUACCUGCUUCCCCCCAUCCCCUUCCCUGCUUCCCCCCAUCCCCUUCCCUGAUUCCCCCCAUCCCCUUCUUUGCUUCCCACCAUCCCCUUCCCUGCUUCCCCGUGUCCCCUUCCUUGCUUCCCCCCAUCCCCUUCCCUGCUUCCCCAUGUCCCCUUCCCUGCUUCCCCCCAUCCCCUUCCCUACGUCCCAACAUCCCUUUCCCUGCUUCCCCCCAUCCCCUUCCCUGCUUCCCCCCAUCCCUUUCCCUGCUUUCCCCCAUCCCCUUCCCUUCUUUCCCAUGUCCCUCUCUCUGCUUCCCCCAUGCCGUUCCCUUCUUUCCCCCAUCCCUUUACCUGCUUCCCUGUGUCCCCUUCCCUGCUUCCCCGUGUCCCCUUCCCUGCUUCCCCGUGUCCCCUUCCCUGCUUCCCCCCAUCCCAUUCCCUUCUUUCCCAUGUCCUUUUCCCUGCUUCCCCCCAUCCCCUUCCCUGCUUUCCCAUGUCCCUUUCCUUGCUUCCUCCCAUCCCCUUCCCUGCUUCCCCCCAUCCCGUUCCCUUCUUCCCACCAUCCAUGUACCUGCUUCCCCCCAUCUCCUUCCCUGCUUCCUCCCAUCCCCUUCCCUUCUACCCCCCAUCCCUUUACAUGCUUCCCCCCAUCCCCUUCCCUGCUUCCCAACAUCCCCCUCCCUGCUUCCCCAUGUCCCUUUCCCUGCUUUCCCCCACCCCCUUCCCUUCUUCCCCCCAUCCCUUUACCUGCUUCCCCAUGCCCUUACACCAACACCAUGUCCCCUUCCCUGCUUCCCCGUGUCCCUUUCCCUGCUUCCCCCCACCCCCUUCCCUGCUUCCCGAUUUCCCUUUCCCUGCUUCCCCCCAUCCCCUUCCCUGCUACCCCCCAUCCCCUUCCCUGCUUCCCCCAAUCCCCCUCCCUGCUUCCCCAUGUCCCUUUCCCUGCUUCCCCCCAUCCCCUUCCCUGCUUUUCCAUGUCCCUUUCCCUGCUUCCCCCCACCCCCUUCCUGUUGGUGUAA